AUGGCAGGAAUGGUACAAGGCACCUUACCGGUGUUUGAUGGUAAGCUUUACGAUGAUUGGUGUGUAAAGAUGGAUGCCAUCUUGGGUUAUCAAGAGGUAGAUGAAGUUGUCAAGAAAGGUCUUAAAGAACCUACAAAAGGAGAUUCAGAGGAAGUGAAGAAGAUUUAUAAAGAAAACAAGAAACUUGAUUGCAAAGCCCGCAUGCUGAUACAUCAAUGCGUCUCUCCGGCAAUUUUCCAAAAGAUUUCGAAGGCAGCCACAGCUAAGGAAGCGUGGGACAUACUGAAAGAAGGAUAUGGAAAUUCCGGGAAAAUAAAGAAAGUCAGGUUACAGUCACUAAAAAGACAAUAUGAGCUUCUUAGUAUGGAAGAGCAAGAAACGAUUGAGGAUUAUAUCGGGAGAAUUCAGAUUGUGGUAAAUGCAAUGCGGGGUUGUGAAAAGAUUGUGAAGGAUAAGAAGAUCGUGCAUAAAAUUUUGAGAACGUUAACGUCUCAGUAUGAUCACAUUGUUGUGGCCAUUGAAGAGAGUAAAGACCUGGAGACAUUGAAAAUUGAAGAACUGCAAAACUUACUUACGGCUUAUGAACAACGGUUGAUUGAAAGAAAAACAGUAGAAAAGAGCACUGUACAGAACACGAAUCAAGCUUUGCAGGCUAGAAGUGGACAGAACUUCAAGAACCGUGGAAGAGGCAGGGGAAGAUCUCGCGGUGGCCGAAGUGGAGGUAGAGUGAAUACCUUCUCUGAACAGUCCAAGGAUGAAAAUUCUAACGAUCAAAAGGAAGGAGACGGUAGAGGAUGA
This is a messenger RNA of Vigna angularis (adzuki bean), 798 nucleotides long. RefSeq lists its product as uncharacterized. The record is from RefSeq and is a predicted model, not a curated record. The coding region runs from base 1 to 798 and encodes 265 amino acids. Lineage: Eukaryota; Viridiplantae; Streptophyta; Magnoliopsida; Fabales; Fabaceae. The transcript has a single exon.